Schizosaccharomyces cryophilus OY26 is the source of this 2302-nucleotide messenger RNA. RefSeq names its product protein phosphatase regulatory subunit Pab1. The coding region runs from base 202 to 1599 and encodes 465 amino acids. The record is from RefSeq and is a predicted model, not a curated record. Gene Ontology annotation, biological process: peptidyl-serine dephosphorylation. The transcript has 4 exons. Gene Ontology annotation, molecular function: protein binding; protein phosphatase regulator activity. Gene Ontology annotation, cellular component: protein phosphatase type 2A complex; cytosol. Lineage: Eukaryota; Fungi; Ascomycota; Schizosaccharomycetes; Schizosaccharomycetales; Schizosaccharomycetaceae.
CGUACCACCAAGGAAUUUCGAACCAAGGUGAAGAAUUGCCAUUGAAAGUUAAGAAUCUUUAAUAAACAUCUUGAUUAAAAACAAGAAAGACGGUAUAGAGAUACCCUUUGAAAUUUGAGAUUAUAAUUCUCGAGAACGACGAAAAUUGGUGAAGGAACAGGUCAGAACGAAAAAGUAAAGGAAAGCCAGGCUGUGAAGACGAUGGACGAAUCAGAAGAUUUAUCGGAUCAAUGGAGAUUUGCCCAAUGUUUUGGCGACAAGGGUGAUGUUGAGGACAUCACAGAAGCUGAUAUUAUUUCAGCGGUAGAAUUUGAUCAUACAGGAGAUUACCUUGCAACGGGUGAUAAAGGGGGACGAGUAGUAUUAUUUGAACGAAAUCAUUCCAAAAAAGGUUGCGAAUACAAGUUUUUUACGGAAUUUCAAAGUCAUGAACCAGAAUUCGACUACUUAAAGUCGCUAGAAAUUGAAGAAAAAAUCAACAAGAUUCGUUGGUGUCGUCGAACGAAUCGAGCACACUUUUUGCUUUCAACGAACGACAAAACGAUUAAGUUAUGGAAGCUUUAUGAAAAAAACCUGAAGGUUGUUGCAGAAAACAACCUUUCUGACGAGUUUCGUCACCCUCGCCCUUUGCUGAAGCCCUUUACCGUACCAAUGCAGCUAAAACUUCCUCGCCUCAGCCAUCAUGAUACGAUUGUUGCUGCAUAUCCUCGUAGAGUGUAUUCCAAUGCCCAUGCCUAUCACAUCAACUCCAUCAGCGUGAACUCUGAUGCUGAGACCUACAUUUCAGCAGAUGACCUUCGCAUCAAUCUAUGGAACUUGGGCAUAUCAGACCAUUCUUUCAAUAUUGUGGACAUUAAGCCUGAUAACAUGGAAGAGCUGACAGAAGUCAUUACCAGUGCCGAGUUUCACCCAAUCAAUUGUAACCAUCUAAUGUACAGUAGUAGCAAAGGUAAUAUUAAACUUUUAGAUCUUCGUCAGUCCGCUCUUUGUGAUAAUCAUACAAAGCUUUUCGAAGAUCAAGGAGAUCAGGACUCGAAGAGCUUUUUUUCUGAAAUCAUUUCUAGCAUUUCAGACAUCAAGUUCUCGCAAGAUGGCCGUUAUAUUUUAUCUAGAGACUAUUUAUCAUUAAAGAUUUGGGAUAUAAAUAUGGAAAAGAUGCCAGUGAAAACGAUUCCUCUUCACGAUGUCUUGAGAUCAAAACUUUGUGAUCUUUAUGAAAAUGACUGUAUUUUUGACAAAUUUGAAUGCACGUUCUCUGGAGAUGGAAAGCAUGCUUUGUCAGGAAGUUACAGUAACAAUUUUGGUAUUUAUCCUACAGAUAGCUCUAAACUUGGCGAUGAAGAUCAAGUUGUUUUACAGGCAGACAAGGCUGCUUUUCGAGCUAGGAAAUCAGCCGCAAGCUCUACCGUUAAACUAAAUUCUAUCAAAAAUAACGAUUGGGAUUCCAGGGCACCUGCUCCCAUGGGCUCCGCAUCAAUUGGACUUGACCCCGAUCAACUUGAUUACAAUAAGAAGAUUUUGCACGCCAGCUGGCAUCCUUUUGAAGACUCCGUUGCUAUUGCUGCAACGAAUAAUUUGUUUGUAUUUAGCAAGCUCUAAGAUGUCAAUGUGUAACUCUGUCUUAUUUCUUUUGAUAUUUGCAAUCUCAUGGGCACGUUUGUUAUUAGACGGAGAUAGAAAGUCAAGUUUGUCUUUUAUUUGCUCAUUUGUCUAAUAACCAAUUUUAACGGAUUUGUAUUUUGUUACAUGUGUUUGAUCAACGAUUAAUGAUGGGAAGUAAAACUUUUAGGACUAAUGAUAAUAUCUUCGUUUGUAUUUUCCCUUUUGCUCUCCCUUUUUUCCCUUUUUAAGAAUAUUGCUCUGCGCAAUAUCUUUAACUUAUUUUUUUUCUUCUAAGAGAUCAAUAUAAUGAUGAUGGCAGGUGCAACUGCUUUUGUUGCUACAAAUUCAAACGAAAGAUGUUUGUUCAAUGAAGAAUAAUCCUCAAAGUUUUAUAUAAAAGGAUGUUAUUAUUUCUGGAGUUCUUGAUAGAUAAAAGAACGAGGAGUUGAAUGUUCCAGUAGUUAUUGGAAAAGUACCCAUGAAGGGAAAAACAAAAGGGGGGUGUUCAAUGAAUGAGUAUGAUACAAGCUAUCAUUUUUUAAUUCAUACUCGUAAUGAAAAUUCUCCUAGGAGUGAUUGUUGAAGCAGGUUGUUGAUGCGUGCUCAGAGAAUGAUGUACACAUCUUGAAAGCUAAGUUUUAUGGAUAAAUAAAAUUCAGUGCAACAAACAAACUAUUUUUGACGCAGAGCUAUGUUAUAA